UCAGUUUUCUCUCUAUCCCUCUCCCCAUCUCUCUCUCUCUCUCUGUUUCUGUUCUUUGCUGCUGCUGUCCUGGCCUUUUGUCAGCUCUGUAGUUUUUCGGAGAGCUUUGCCCCGCUGUGAACCGGGUCUCCCGACUCCCUGCUGGCUGUAGAUGAUUUUGAUGAUUGGGAGGGAAACGAAUCAGUUGGCAACAAGGACAAGAUGGAGGUGAUUGGUAUCUGACCCAGCACCUUUUUAAUGUGCUGUCAACACACACACGAUGCUCAUGUUGACAUGUGAGGUGCACCUGGCCAUACACCUCAUCACCUGCUUCCAAAAUAAUGCCGCCUUUUUGUCGUGCAAGAGUUUUCUAAAAUGCCCUGUAUUUUAUCAUUAUUUUUUUUUUACUUCAUCUGUCGAAACAGCAUGACCAGCCACGCAAUCGGUAAUUUGGUGAAAAAUACCAGAAGGCCACAAUGUUCCACGAGAUCGGCUCCCAUGUCAUGGAUAUCUAUGAGUUCCUCCUGGCGGGAAUAGACCCGCGGGUGAAACCCUAUCUGCUGAUGCAGAGUCCAGUGUCCAUGACCGCAAUACUGCUGUGCUACCUGUUCUUUGUACUGUACCUCGGCCCUCGAAUCAUGGCAAACCGCAAACCCUUCCAGUUAAAGGAAGCCAUGAUUGUCUACAACUUUGCCCUUGUGGCAUUGUCAACAUUCAUCGUCUAUGAGUUCUUGAUGUCUGGUUGGGUUACGACGUACACCUGGCGGUGUGAUGCAGUAGAUACUUCUGAAAGCCCUGAAGCACUACGAAUGGUCCGAGUGGCUUGGCUAUUCUGGUUCUCCAAAAUAAUUGAACUUAUUGACACGAUCUUCUUUGUUUUGAGGAAGAAGCAUGGUCAGAUCACCUUUCUUCACAUUUUCCACCACUCCUUAAUGCCUUGGACUUGGUGGUGGGGAGUUGGCUAUGCUCCAGGUGGAAUGGGAUCGUUCCAUGCCAUGGUGAAUUCCUCCGUCCACAUCAUCAUGUACUUCUACUAUGGUCUUGCUGCUGCUGGUCCACGCUUCCAGAAAUUUCUGUGGUGGAAGAAAUACAUGACUGCCAUUCAACUGACCCAGUUUGUGCUGGUGUCUCUCCACGCCACCCAGUAUUACUUCUUGGACAGCUGUGACUACCAGUUCCCGAUGAUCAUCCACCUCAUCUGGAUGUACGGAACCUUCUUCUUUGUGCUUUUCUCCAACUUCUGGGUCCAGGCCUACGUCAAGGGGAAGCGGUUGCCGAAGCAGGACAUCAAGCCAAGCCUGAACGGCGCUACCGUGUACUCCAACGGCAAGCACCACGAGAACGGCACCACCAACGGUAUCAACCACGUCCCUGCCACCAAUGGCUCCGCCCACCAUGAAAACAGCACCGCCCACAUGGGCAAAAUGAAAAAGGCCUAGGGUCCCUUGAAGGAAAUGCCCAAGAUGUAUGACCAUGUGAACCUGCACAAACUACUACUAUGGAUUCCAAAGAAUGUUUUGGCUGUGUUUCUUGUCCAGUUUUUAAGUCUUGUACACAAAACAUGGGGAAAUGGCGUGGUCAAUGAUUUCCACAGUUGGGGUCCCACAUAACGGUCAUUUUGGCACAGUUCUUGGGUUUAGUAUCGGCAGAAGCCGUCGGAACACGAUGUAUGAAGAGAAGAUGUUUUAAUUAUUUUUCACCAUAUGUUUAUCUUCACUGAUGUUGCCAACAGCCUCACUGUUAAGUAUCACCAUGGUUAGAUACCAUGUAAAAAACACCUCGCCUCUCACUACUCACCUGACCCCCUGUGGACAGAAGACUGUACAGUUUCUAUCAAACUUGAAUAUGCCAUCUUUUUUUUUUUUGUAAAUAGUUUUACCACCCAAAAAAAAAAAACUAAUGUUAUUGGUAUGCUUUAGACUUUCUAAAUUUUGUUAUACUAUUUAAAAUUAAAACUCCAAUAAAUUGAAUUUUAAAGUA
Messenger RNA from Lampris incognitus (smalleye Pacific opah), 1959 nucleotides. It is a transcript of the gene elovl1b, whose product is annotated as ELOVL fatty acid elongase 1b. The coding region runs from base 456 to 1418 and encodes 320 amino acids. The transcript has 9 exons. Gene Ontology annotation, biological process: very long-chain fatty acid biosynthetic process; fatty acid elongation, saturated fatty acid; fatty acid elongation, monounsaturated fatty acid. Gene Ontology annotation, cellular component: endoplasmic reticulum membrane; endoplasmic reticulum. Gene Ontology annotation, molecular function: fatty acid elongase activity. NCBI's taxonomy places the organism in Eukaryota, Metazoa, Chordata, Actinopteri, Lampriformes, Lampridae. The record is from RefSeq and is a predicted model, not a curated record.